Molecule: messenger RNA, 3279 nt
Organism: Closterium sp. NIES-65
Lineage: Eukaryota; Viridiplantae; Streptophyta; Zygnematophyceae; Desmidiales; Closteriaceae
Source: the annotation of a GenBank genome assembly
AUGUUUGCUCCUAACUAUUUCUUGCUUGUGCGCAGGAUUAGGGUUGGAGAGGAGGAAGGGGGGCUGGAGUGGGUGGAAAGCAUUUUGGAGAGGGGGAAGGGGGCUGGAGUGGGUGGAAAGCAUGCAGGAGAGGGGGAAAGGGGGCUGGAGUGGGUGGAAAGCAUUUUGGAGAGGGGGAAGGGGGGCUGGAGUGGGUGGAAAGCAUUUUGGAGAGGGGGAAGGGGGGCUGGAGUGGGUGGAAAGCAUGCAGGAGAGGGGGAAGGGGGGCUGGAGUGGGUGGAAAAGCAUGCAGGAGAGGGGGAAGGGGGGCUGGAGUGGGUGGAAAGCAUGCAGGAGAGGGGGAAGGGGGGCUGGAGUGGGUGGAAAGCAUGCAGGAGAGGGGGAAGGGGGCUGGAGUGGUGGAAAGCAUGCAGGAGAGGGGGAAGGGGGGCUGGAGUGGGUGGAAAGCAUGCAGGAGAGGGGGAAGGGGGGCUGGAGUGGGUGGAAAGCAUGCAGGAGAGGGGGAAGGGGGGCUGGAGUGGGUGGAAAGCAUGCAGGAGAGAGGGAAGGAGGGCUGGAGUGAGUGGAAAGCAUGCAGGAGAGGGGGAAGGGGGGCUGGAGUGGGUGGAAAGCAUGCAGGAGAGGGGGAAGGGGGGCUGGAGUGAGUGGAAAGCAUGCAGGAGAGGGGGGAAGGGGGGCUGGAGUGGGUGGAAAGCAUGCAGGAGAGGGGGAAGUGCGGCUGGAGUGAGUGGAAAGCAUGCAGGAGAGGGGGAAGGGGGGCUGGAGUGGGUGGAAAGCAUGCAGGAGAGGGGGAAGGGGGGCUGGAGUGGGUGGAAAGCAUGCAGGAGAGGGGGGAAGUGGGGCUGGAGUGGGUGGAGAGCAUGCAGGAGAGGGGGAAUGGGGGCUGGAGUGGGUGGAAAGCAUGCAGGAGAGGGGGAAUGGGGGCUAAGGUGGGUGGAAAGCAUGCAGGAGAGGGGGAAGGGGGGCUGGAGUGGGUGGAAAGCAUGCAGGAGAGGUGGAAGUGGGGCUGGAGUGGGUGGAAAGCAUGCAGGAGAGGGGAGGGGGGGCUGGAGUGGGUGGAAAGCAUGCAGGAGAGGGGGAAGUGGGGCUGGAGUGGGUGGAAAGCAUGCAGGAGAGGGGGAAGGGGGGCUGGAGUGGGUGGAAAUCAUUUUGGAGAGGGGGAAGGGGGGCUGGAGUGGGUGGAAAGCAUGCAGGAGAGGGGGAAAGGGGGCUGGAGUGGGUGGAAAGCAUGCAGGAGAGGGGGAAUGGGGGCUAAGGUGGGUGGAAAGCAUGCAGGAGAGGGGGAAGGGGGGCUGGAGUGGGUGGGAAAGCAUGCAGGAGAGGGGGAAGUGGGGCUGGAGUGGGUGGAAAGCAUGCAGGAGAGGGGGAAGGGGGGCUGGAGUGGGUGGAAAGCAUGCAGGAGAGGGGGAAGGGGGGCUGGAGUGGGUGGAAAGCAUGCAGGAGAGGGGGAAAGGGGGCUGGAGUGGGUGGAAAGCAUUUUGGAGAGGGGGAAGGGGGGCUGGAGUGGGUGGAAAGCAUUUUGGAGAGGGGGAAGGGGGGCUGGAGUGGGUGGAAAGCAUGCAGGAGAGGGGGAAGGGGGGCUGGAGUGGGUGGAAAAGCAUGCAGGAGAGGGGGAAGGGGGGCUGGAGUGGGUGGAAAGCAUGCAGGAGAGGGGGAAGGGGGGCUGGAGUGGGUGGAAAGCAUGCAGGAGAGGGGGAAGGGGGGCUGGAGUGGGUGGAAAGCAUGCAGGGAGAGGGGGAAGGGGGGCUGGAGUGGGUGGAAAGCAUGCAGGAGAGGGGGAAGGGGGGCUGGAGUGGGUGGAAAGCAUGCAGGAGAGGGGGAAGGGUGGCUGGAGUGGUUGGAAAUCAUUUUGGAGAGGGGGAAGGGGGGCUGGACUGUGGGUGGAAAGCAUGCAGGAGAGGGGGAAAGGGGGCUGGAGUGGGUGGAAAGCAUGCAGGAGAGGGGGAAUGGGGGCUAAGGUGGGUGGAAAGCAUGCAGGAGAGGGGGAAGGGGGGCUGGAGUGGGUGGAAAGCAUGCAGGAGAGGGGGAAGUGGGGCUGGAGUGGGUGGAAAGCAUGCAGGAGAGGGGGAAGGGGGGCUGGAGUGGGUGGAAAGCAUGCAGGAGAGGGGGAAGGGGGGCUGGAGUGGGUGGAAAGCAUGCAGGAGAGGGGGAAAGGGGGCUGGAGUGGGUGGAAAGCAUUUUGGAGAGGGGGAAGGGGGGCUGGAGUGGGUGGAAAAGCAUUUUGGAGAGGGGGAAGGGGGGCUGGAGUGGUGGAAAGCAUGCAGGAGAGGGGGAAGGGGGGCUGGAGUGGGUGGAAAGCAUGCAGGAGAGGGGGAAGGGGGCUGGAGUGGGUGGAAAAGCAUGCAGGGAGAGGGGGGGAAGGGGGGCUGGAGUGGGUGGAAAGCAUGCAGGAGAGGGGGAAGGGGGGCUGGAGUGGGUGGAAAGCAUGCAGGAGAGGGGGGAAGGGGGGCUGGAGUGGGUGGAAAGCAUGCAGGAGAGGGGGGAAGGGGGCUGGAGUGGGUGGAAAGCAUGCAGGAGAGGGGGAAGGGGGGCUGGAGUGGGUGGAAAGCAUGCAGGAGAGAGGGAAGGAGGCUUGGAGUGAGUGGAAAGCAUGCAGGAGAGGGGGAAGGGGGGCCUGGAGUGGGUGGAAAAGCAUGCAGGAGAGGGGGAAGGGGGGCUGGAGUGGUGGAAAAGCAUGCAGGAGAGGGGGAAGGGGGGCUGGAGUGGGUGGAAAGCAUGCAGGAGAGGGGGAAAGGGGGCUGGAGUGGGUGGAAAGCAUUUUGGAGAGGGGGAAGGGGGGCUGUGAGUGGGGUGGAAAGCAUUUUGGAGAGGGGGAAGGGGGGCUGGAGUGGGUGGAAAGCAUGCAGGAGAGGGGGAAGGGGGGCUGGAGUGGGUGGAAAAGCAUGCAGGAGAGGGGGAAGGGGGGCUGGAGUGGGUGGAAAGCAUUUUUGGAGAGGGGGAAGGGGGGCUGGAGUGGGUGGAAAGCAUGCAGGAGAGGGGGAAGGGGGGCUGGAGUGGAUGGAAAGCAUGCAGGAGAGAGGGAAGGAGGGCUGGAGUGAGUGGAAAGCAUGCAGGAGAGGGGAAGGGGGGCUGGAGUGGGUGGAAAGCAUGCAGGAGAGGGGGAAGUGGGGCUGGAGUGGGUGGAAAGCAUGCAGGAGAGGGGGAAGGGGGGCUGGAGUGGGUGGAAAUCAUUUUGGAGAGGGGGAAGGGGGGCUGGAGUGGGUGGAAAGCAUGCAGGAGAGGGGGGAAAGGGGGCUGGAGUGGGUGGAAAGCAUGCAGGAGAGGGGGAAUGGGGGCUAA